Penicillium maclennaniae is the source of this 336-nucleotide messenger RNA. RefSeq lists its product as uncharacterized. Bases 1 to 336 code for a protein of 111 amino acids. Lineage: Eukaryota; Fungi; Ascomycota; Eurotiomycetes; Eurotiales; Aspergillaceae. The record is from RefSeq and is a predicted model, not a curated record. The transcript is spliced from 2 exons.
AUGUUUGGAACCUUGCAAUCGGAUUUGGCAUCGCCCAUCACUCUAUCAAGCAAGAACAAGUCGGACUUGGCCGCUGAAAUCCACCGAGACUUUGCCGAGCUGGCAGUCGGCCUUUCGGACGCUGCGCUGUCCGAAACAGGCUGUUACCAUUUGCCCGAUCGGGUCUAUGGCGAUCAAACGUAUCAGCCCACUUCAUUGGGCCCUCAUCUGGGUGCGAAUGGCCCGCACGUUGACCUCAAGUGCUGCCGCAUGGUGGCCCGCCUUUUGACGAAUCGAGGUUUGACAAAGCUAUGCAUCCUCGAGGCUGGACAGGUCUCAGAUAAAGUCAGCAGCUAG